CCCCCACACACUUCUUACUUGAUUGACUAUUGAGGAUUUGUGAUAAAAAAACAAUUUCAACCAUUUUAAGAAAACAGACAUAGCAAUACUAGAAAUGAAAGCCAUGGAAUGCUCUGCCUCACUUUUAUUUGUUAUUCAUUUAUUUAUACAAACCAUAUUAAAUAUUAAUACUGUAAAUAUAAAUGUGCUGCUAUCGGAGGUUGUUGGAGAGCAGGGACAAUUUAACAGUCUUUCAGGAAAAAAAUGGAAGCCAACAUAAACUAAGAGCCUCAACAAUAGUUAUUUUCCCCAUCUCCUCUUAAAACAAUGGUACAAACAGUUGGCUGUAAUAAAGCUGUUGACCACAGACAAAGCCUUACAUAAUGAUAUGCUGAUUAUACUAGCCAACCUAUCUUAUUAGUGCAUAUGUUGGCUGAUAAACAACAAGAAAAUGUGGCAUGUAAAUGCCAAAGAGAUGAACUAAUACAAAAACUCACCAUACUUUGUACAACAGACAACUGACAAAUUUAUUUCAAUUAUUUCAUAAUGUAUCAGACUAAACAGCAAUGUCCCAAAUUGGUAUUCUUUUUUUCUUUCUACAUAAAAAAUAUAGCUUAAUAACUUUGUUUCAGUCACUCACAUCACUUUGUUGAAUUACUCUGGUCACCAUAGAAGUUCUGCUAGUUGUUUCCUGCACUUAUAUCUCAAUAUAGAAAGAAAUCACCCAUAUAAUAACAUUAUAGAAUAAUUAAUAAUUACCCAAUUGCACAACACUAGUUGAAGGAAUUUAGUUGCAUUGUGGAUGCACAGUAUGAGUCCCAUUAUCAGACUUUUAACAUAGAUAAAGUUUUGUGCACACUUCACCAGCAGAUGGUGCACUUUAUACUUUAACCCGCUGCAAGCAGAGCCAAUAAACAGGGUCGAAUUCUAUUCUUGAAAUGGCAAACUGCAUUUUAAUUAACUUGUACCUCUGUGACCUGAACGGAAAUAAAACAUCAUUGAGGACUUGAAUUCCGGCUGAUUGAAUAAGAGUGCAGGCGGUGCAGGUUUCAGGCUCCACUGUGGAUCAGCGUCCAUCCAUCCAGCGGCUGCCUGUCUGUGCGCAGGCUGCACACCACAUCACUCUGAGCCCCGAGGAGGAGCGGAGAGGCAGAGCAGCAGGUCUCCGACAUGGCUAAAGAAGGAGCAGAUAUGACGGAGGAAACCGUGUACAUGAUAGACAAAAACGUGGGGAAAGAAGCAGAAAACGUGGAAUCGUCCGGCGAUCCCAAAGAAAUGCGAGCGGUGAUUCUGGCAGGUUUUGGAGGUCUCAACAAACUCCGGGUAACCAAGAAGGCAAUGCCCGAGCUUCAGGAUGGGGAGGUGAAGAUCCGCGUCAAAGCAUGCGGCUUGAAUUUUCUGGAUCUGAUGGUGCGUCAGGGGACCGUUGAUAAUCCUCCCAAACCCCCUCUUGUCCCUGGGUUUGAAUGCUCUGGAAUAGUGGAGUCAGUAAGUGAAAACACAACAGGAUUUGAGAUAGGCGACAGAGUUAUGGCUUUUGUGAAUUACAAUGCCUGGGCUGAGGUUGUUUGCACGCCAGUGGAUUUUGUCUACAAGAUGCCAGAUGAAAUGAGUUUUGCAGAGGCCGCUGCCUUCUCCCUGAACUUUGUGGCUGCCUAUAUGAUGCUGUUUGAGGUUGCCAAUCUGCGAGACGGGAUGUCAGUGUUGGUUCACUCAGCAGGAGGUGGUGUAGGUCAGGCUGUGGCUCAGCUGUGCUCCACUGUACCUAAUGUCACCGUGUUUGGGAUCGCCUCAUGUUUCAAACACGCAGCCAUCAGAGACUCGGUGACUCACCUCUUUGACAGAAACGUUGAUUAUAUGCAAGAAGUCAAAAAGAUUUCUCCAGAGGGAGUAGACAUUGUGUUGGACUGUCUGUCUGGGGAGAACACAAGCAAAGGCUUAACACUGCUGAAGCCUUUGGGAACUUACAUCCUCUAUGGCGCGUCAAACAUGGUAACUGGGGAAACAAAGAGUUUCUUCAGCUUUGCAAAAUCUUGGUGGCAAGUGGAGAAGGUGAACCCUAUUAAACUAUACGAGGAGAACAAAGUUAUAGCAGGCUUCUCGCUCCUCAACCUCCUCUUCAAGCAUGGGAAAUGUAGUCUUGUGAAAUCAGUGAUGGACAAACUCUUGUGUCUCUAUGACCAAAAGAAAAUCAAGCCAGUAGUGGACUCUCUAUGGGCGCUGGAAGAGGUGAAAGAGGCCAUGCAGAGAAUUCAUGACAGAGGCAACAUAGGAAAACUAAUUCUGGAUGUUGAGAAGGCUCCCACCCCUCUGAUGGCCAGCGACAGCACAGAGACCAGUGAAGCUGGAGAGGAAGAAGAGGAGCCCGAGGGAGACAAUGACAGCAAGGAGCGAAUGCCUUUCAUCCAUUAAACCCUACAAUUCCCACGGCAACACACCUAGAGACUGGAGAAGCUGCACAGAUUCACCACAGGGGGACACACUAUACACAAGUGAUGUGCAGUAUGUAUGUGUGCAUGUGUUGCAUGCAUGUAUGCAUGAAUGUACCGUAUGUAUGUAUCGAAUAUGUUUGUGCCUCUUGUCUGUUACCUACUGUUUGUCAGUUGAUUGGUCAAGCAAAGUUUUUGGGAAAAUGAAAACUGAGAACAUGUUUGUCACCCAGGCAACAAGUGUAAGUGCCAUUCUCAAAAUAGUAUUAUUAUAUUCUUUACUGUAUUAUAAAGUGAUGUUACGCUAGCCAAUGAUGUGAAUAGGUUUGUGUCCAUUUUACAGUUAAUUGCCUCUGCCACCAGUUUAGCAACAGACUGAAUAAGCUUUUAAACCUACUGACUUGCUGUUAUCACUUUGAAAGCACACAUAGUGUCACAUGAUGUCUCUCCCCAACUGUAAAAUGAUAAAACAACUGACAGAAAGUAUUUUGAUGCUUCAGACCAAGGGAGUGAAUCACUUUCUCAUAUUACAAUAAUAAUAAUGCGUACGCCACUAGAGGUAGAGUCUGUGUGUAGGUAUGUGCAUGAUAUUUUAUUCUUAGGUGCCGACCAUGUAAUGUUAUGGGAUCACCAGUGCCUUUGAGCUACAAAUGAGUGUUUGAUACUUGAACUGCUUUCCUCAUGUGAAGUUUGUAUUGAACAAACAAACAACAAAAACAGUGUUUUUAACUGGAAUAUUAAAAAAACGAUUCUUCCUCGUCUGAUCAUAACAUUUGCAGGAAGAUGAAUCUGUGGUGCCGCCGGAGCUCUGACAUAUUUUCCCACUAAACUGUAUAUUCACAGCUUUUACUGAACCACAUAAUAAACGACACUAGGGGUGAAAUAGAACAAAUUGGAGUUUCAAAUUUAUAUCUGUGUCAGAAUCUUGCAGAAUAUAUGUAAAUACAACAAACAUGAGAUAAAUCAGUAAAUUCUGGAGGGUCAUGAAGUGGUCAGUCAGACUGCAGUUCAAGGUUUGUGGAGUCAAUGCUUUGUAUGUCUGACCAAAGUUGUUUACUUGCUGGUGCCUCACAACAAAAGUGCCAUAAGACUCCAACAUGAAUUAUUUUUUACAAUGAGCUGGUUUAUAAAGGCAGGGUGAUUUAGGUUUGAGCAACACUGUGUAUUGAUUUAGUAUGCAGCCAUCGGCUUUACUCCACAUCUGCAAGUUGUUAAUGAAAUGCAAGAGAAGAACAUCUGUCAGGGAUGUUUGCCACAGCCGCCUACUACAGACGGCUGAUCAGUUUUUAUUUUUAAUUUAUCAAGUAAGUGAAAACAAACUGUAUUUUUUGUAUUAUUUCUUCGGCCAUGCUUAUUCAGUGUAUUUUAUAUUGGCUAAUCCUCUGAAUUAUUUAUUACUUGAAUUAUUCAAAUGAAACCAGAGUAUACGUCAACAAAGUAUUUUCUCAACUAUAAAAACAAUAGAAGUGUUAUAAUAAUUCCAUUUCAAGAAAUCCAAAAUGUAUCAGUUGAGUAACAAGAAAAGCUAACAACUUUGAAGUUGAAUGAUAAACGGGGGAGAGACAGUGUUAAUGGGUGUACUAAAGUGAUUAGAUUGAGAAACUGAUUUUGGAAAUAAGGAUAAUGAUGUGUAGACACUUAGGAAAUACAUCUUAAUUUUGAUGCCUUUUAUGUCCGGUCUUUGUGUGUGUGUGUGUGUGAGAGAGAGAGAGAAAGCAUGUUUUAUUAUUUUGAGUGUGUGUGCUCAUAUUGCCUUGUAAAAAAAAAAAAAGAAAGAAGAAAAGUGUGUUUAAAGAAGUGUUUAACAUUGUAGUGUGUUCACAAAAUUCCUUAUAAACUAUGGUUUGCCUGUGGUCGUAUAUUUUCGUCACAUUUUUUUGUUGUGUGCUUUCUUUGAGUACAGCU
This is a messenger RNA of Morone saxatilis (striped sea-bass), 4313 nucleotides long. RefSeq names its product vesicle amine transport 1-like (gene vat1l). The transcript has 9 exons. Gene Ontology annotation, molecular function: zinc ion binding; oxidoreductase activity. The record is from RefSeq and is a predicted model, not a curated record. The coding region runs from base 1150 to 2391 and encodes 413 amino acids. NCBI's taxonomy places the organism in Eukaryota, Metazoa, Chordata, Actinopteri, Moronidae.